AUGACCGACUCAGCGAUCCCUCACGGAGGGGGAGGGUGGCGGACAGGCUGGCGGCGCUGGGGCCGCAGGGCAGGCCUGGCAUUUCAUGGUUUGUUUCUCCUCCAGCUCCACUUCCUCAGGACGUUGCCCUUCCAGCGCAGAGCCAGACAGAGGAGGAUCAGAAGAGCUGUCGUAAAUCCUCCCAUUGUUAAAGCCAUGUCUGAGAGCUCGGUGACCUUCGGGGACGUGGCUGUGGACUUCUCCCGGGAGGAGUGGGAGUGGCUGAGCCCCGCGCAGAGGGGCCUGUACCGCAGGGUGAUGCUGGAGAACUACCGCAACCUGGCGUCUCUGGGAGUUUCCGUUUUUAAACCAGACGUGAUCUCGUUGCUGGAACAGGGGAAGGAGCCCUGGGUAGUGAAGCAGGAGGGGACAGGAGGUGCCUGCCUCGAUUGGGAGCGCGUAUUCAAACGCAGCGAACAUCCAUCAAGGCAAGGUAUUUACGAAGAGUCACCUAAAGCGGUGACAGUGGGAAGAAGCCACCUUACUUAUAUCCCUGACCGCCCCACCUUGAGCGAACACUGCGGAAGUGAGGACUGGUAUAAGAACCUGCUAGGAGGUCAGGGGGUACAUUCUCGUCAGUUGUUCAUUACUCACAAAGAAAUCCUCGCUGAAGAGCAAAGGGAUGAGUAUACUAAAUCUUGGCAAACUUUCCACCAGGACGCACUCUUUGAUAUCACACAGAGUUUCCCCACCAAAGAAAGAGCACGGAAGUGUGAGCCACAGAAGAGAAGUUACCGGAAAAAAUCGGCUGAAAUGAAACGCAAUAAAGUCUACGUAGAAAAGAAACUUCUGAAGUGUAACGACUGUGAGAAAGUCUUCCACCAGAGCUCCUCGCUCACUCUCCACCAGAGGAUUCACACCGGGGAGAAGCCCUAUGCCUGCGUGGAGUGUGGGAAGACCUUCAGCCAGAGCGCCAACCUGGCGCAACACAAGAGAAUCCACACCGGGGAGAAGCCCUACGAGUGUGAGGAGUGCAGGAAGGCCUUCAGUCAGAACGCACACCUGGCGCAGCACCGGAGAGUGCACACUGGGGAGAAGCCCUACCAGUGCACGGAGUGUAAAAAAGCCUUCAGCCAGAUUGCACACCUGACUCAGCACCAGAGAGUCCAUACUGGGGAGAGACCUUUUGAAUGUAUCGAAUGCGGGAAGGCCUUCAGUAACGGCUCCUUUCUCGCGCAGCACCAGAGAAUUCACACAGGAGAGAAGCCUUACGUCUGUAACAUGUGUGGGAAAGCCUUCAGCCAUCGCGGAUACCUGAUCGUGCAUCAGAGAAUCCACACAGGAGAGAGGCCCUACGAGUGCAAGGAGUGCAGGAAGGCCUUCAGCCAGUAUGCACACCUCGCCCAGCACCAGCGAGUGCACACGGGGGAGAAGCCCUAUGAAUGUAAAGUAUGCAGGAAGGCCUUCAGCCAGAUCGCCUACCUUGACCAACACCAGAGAGUCCACACCGGCGAGAAGCCCUAUGAAUGUAUCGACUGCGGGAAGGCCUUCAGCAACAGUUCGUCGCUCGCACAACAUCAGAGAAGUCAUACUGGGGAGAAACCUUACAUGUGUAAGGAGUGUCGGAAAACCUUCAGCCAGAAUGCAGGCCUUGCUCAGCAUCAGAGAAUCCACACUGGGGAGAAACCUUAUGAAUGUAAUGUUUGUGGAAAGGCCUUCAGCUACAGCGGGUCUCUCACGCUCCAUCAAAGGAUUCAUACUGGCGAGAGACCCUAUGAAUGUAAGGACUGCAGGAAAUCUUUCCGGCAGCGCGCACACCUGGCUCAUCAUGAGAGAAUCCACACCAUGGAGUCCUUCCUGCCUCUCUCUUCGCCCUCACCCUCCCUGCCCAGCCAGUUGCCAAGACCUGUGGGUUUUAUCUCCUAACUGCCUGGGCUACUUGAAUCCGCUUCCACGCCGUGCUCUCUGUCCGGUGCACAGUAACACUUGACCGGGACUAUGGAAAUAGCUUUGCAGUUGGUUUCUGUAUUUCCUCUGUCAUUUGUCCACAUUGCAACCAAACUUGUAUUUAAAAACAGUUGGAUUAUGUCAUUUACCCCUUAUUAUAACCCUUCAUCACAUCUCAAGCUCCUAGUUUAAAGCACACAUUCCUCAAAAUACCUAAAAGACCCCCUCCCACCUACCCCCACUCCCCAAAGCCUUGUUCCAGCCUGCUACCCAAAGCCCUGUCUCGGGGCCGCAGCCGCGUCAUUCUUUGUAUAUUUAAGAACUCAUAUUCCAGCAUCAAAUGGGGUUGGGUUCUUGCUCUGUUGUGUUUUUUUUUUUAUUCCCUCUAAUUUUAGGGAACUCUUUUGCCCGUGUUAGCGUCCGUGUUAGCGUUUUCUUACGGCUAUAAUAAUGGUACUACCUCAGAAGUUAGUGGGGGGCAUAGGGGAGAUGAUGCACGGAAGCUGCUCAGCGGAGUGUCUAGCAGAACCCCGUGACUUAAUAAACAUUCACGUAAAAUAAGGAGACACUGGUAUACAAAGAAAAGUGAUCAGAGGGUGAACAAAAGUGGCAUCAGUUUAAGACUUGAGAGACUGAAGGGUUUUGAACAAGAGCAGCCAUGGUACAGCAGUGACGAGGGUGUCUGUAUAACCCAGAAGGCCCAGUGUAGACUCCACCAUGAUGCAGAGCAAGAUGGCAGCUCCCGUGUCCGCAUGAACACAAACAUAGCUGAUGCUGAGAAUCAUUCAACGGUUCCAAGAAGCCUGAUUUUAAAAAUCACUCAUAAGUAGAAUUUACUGAGGUGCAUUCAUUUACAUUUGAACAAGGGCAAACUUGAUAUUUAUAAAAACUGGAAAGACCGGUAGCCGUACCAAAGAAUGACAGAAGAUGAAUCUGACUCCCUCUCCUCAUUUCAAGUGAGCGGUAUGAAACCUGUUAGUUCUCACAGAUAAAGUUGUUACGUGUCUAAACUGUAAUUACAAAACCAGAGGAAAGGCAAUCAGAACUCCUGGCCAGUGCUCACGGUUUGGCUGCCCCAGACAUCUGACUUAGCAAGCAUGGAGUUUAAAUAGCUCUGGGACAUGUGUUUCUCGCUGCCCACUGUUCACCCCCAUUCCUGUGCAUCCGGCUUGCUUACACUUGCUGCGACUUCCUGGCUGCUGCCGGCUUUGAGGGUGAGUGACCAGCUCCCGGGAGUAUAGGUACAGAGAAGGGGAAUGUUCAGUAGAGGAUGAAAAGGAAAACUUGACUAGUCAUUUUUAUCCUGUGGGGAAGACAAUUAUGUAGAUGAUAAUAGACCCCAAAUUAAUCUGUAGAGUAUCUGUACCUUAAGAAAUCCUGAGGAUUUUAAGGCUGAAAACUGUGUGAAUGUGGACAUAUCCCCAUGUACAGUCCUGCAGAUGUGCACAUAAAAUAUCUAAUAAAGGUGAUUGAUAAAGUUGAUUUUUCGCUACGAAAACAAUCUCUUCAUUCAAAUGUGAAACAAUUGGAGAAAUAAUCAGAGGACCAUGCUAACAAAUUCUUGAUUUGACCACGUAAAAGGUUUAAAUUUUAUAGUCAAAGGUAGUGUAUCACAAGAUUUAAAAUCAGAAUCCGAGGAAAUUAGCACAACACAGAAAACCUGUGAAAUGUAUGUCCUCAAUGUGAAAGUGCUCUUACAAAUUAGAGAACGACCUUCCUCUCCCCAUGGGCCGAGGGUGUGUACGAGACAGUAGGUGACUGAUGAACGUCGGUGGUCAUGACUGAAUCUCAGUGAGACUAGAAGAAAUACAAGCUGGGCCUCCCUGGUGGCGCAAGGGGUUAAGAAGCAACCUAUGAAUGGGCCU
Molecule: messenger RNA, 3791 nt
Organism: Talpa occidentalis (Iberian mole)
Lineage: Eukaryota; Metazoa; Chordata; Mammalia; Eulipotyphla; Talpidae
Gene: ZNF583
Product: zinc finger protein 583
Exons: 4
Coding region: 1-1905 (634 amino acids)
Biological process (GO): regulation of transcription by RNA polymerase II
Cellular component (GO): nucleus
Molecular function (GO): DNA-binding transcription activator activity, RNA polymerase II-specific; RNA polymerase II cis-regulatory region sequence-specific DNA binding
Source: RefSeq, a predicted model, not a curated record